GUCAAUCACCACAUUCAAUCGAUCUGCCUUUCUGCUAGUUUUCCCUAGCGCUGGAUGACUCUGGAAUGGAGAGUCUCCCCAGGGAUCCUGACACUUCUCUACUUGACUUCACUCAAGCAGAGGACAAAGAUUUAUGUAUCCUUUCCUCUGACACAUUCUACUCAUCCUCAUCUCCUCAUGAACAAAAGACUCUUCCCAUUGAUGACAAAUCACCUCUUAGACGCAAGAGUCCACAGGGCCGCUUUGACCCGUAUGACUCCUCAGAGGAAUAUGUUGGCGUUGUGACACUGCCGAACCAAGUCCGACAGAAAGCAGUGAAAAAAGGAUUUGUGUUCAAUCUGAUGGUUGUUGGUGAGUCUGGCUUAGGCAAAUCCACUCUUGUCAACAGCCUUUUCCUCACAAACCUCUAUACGGACAGAUGCAUGCCUGAUGUUUCAGAGAAGAUAGCUCGGACAGUGUCAAUAACAAAGAGCACCGUAGACAUUGUUGAAGAGGGAGUAAAUCUAAGGCUCACUGUUAUCGACACCCCUGGUUUUGGAGAUGCCAUUAAUAAUAAUGAAAGCUGGAAGGCUGCCGUUCAUUAUGUAGACCAGCAGAUGGAGAAGUACCGCAGAGAUGAGAUCGGGCUGAACCGUAAAAACAUAAGGGACAACAGAGUGCACUGCUGUUUGUACUUCAUCUCACCUCAUGGCCAUGGUCUCAAACCAAUAGAUGUGAACUUCAUGAAGGCCCUGGAUCAGAAGGUCAACAUUGUGCCUGUGCUGGCUAAAGCAGACAGCCUCACUCCAAAAGAGACACGGAAUAUGAAAGCCAAGAUUUUGACAGAAAUUGACCAAUACAAAAUCAAGAUCUUCCAGGUCCCAGAUUGUGAUCAUAAUAAUGAUCCCUUCAGGCAACAGGAUCUAGAGGUAAAGAGAAGUAUACCCUUUGCUGUUAUUGGGAGUAAUACAGUAGUAGAGAGAGAUGGCAGAAGAGUUCGAGCCCGUGCCUAUCCAUGGGGGAUUGUAGAGGUUGAGAAUCCAUCUCACAGUGAUUUUGUGCAUCUGAGGAACAUGUUGAUCCGCACAAACAUGCAGGACCUGAAACAUACCACUCACUAUGUGUUGUAUGAGAACUAUCGUAUAAAUUGCCUGUGCAAGAACCCGUGCUUGGAGAAUGUGUAAGCAUUUGCCAGCUGGAUUACAGAAGAGGACAGCAUGUGUCUCAUGGAAACCCCUAGAUGGAAGAGGCAAUUAAUUACUUUGUAAAAUAUCCCAAAAAAUAUAUAAUUAAAAAUUAAACUUAAUUUUUUUUUAAAUGUUGAAAGGAGGACUGUAGCAAUUAUCCUGCUAAUGUAAUAGGACUGACAAUUUACUAGCCAAUUGCAUUAAUUUUAAAAUUAAUAUUGUAUAUUUU
This is a messenger RNA of Rhinichthys klamathensis goyatoka, 1395 nucleotides long. RefSeq lists its product as uncharacterized. Gene Ontology annotation, molecular function: molecular adaptor activity; GTP binding; GTPase activity. The transcript is spliced from 10 exons. Bases 66 to 1163 code for a protein of 365 amino acids. Gene Ontology annotation, biological process: cytoskeleton-dependent cytokinesis; regulation of exocytosis. The record is from RefSeq and is a predicted model, not a curated record. NCBI's taxonomy places the organism in Eukaryota, Metazoa, Chordata, Actinopteri, Cypriniformes, Leuciscidae. Gene Ontology annotation, cellular component: cell division site; synaptic vesicle; microtubule cytoskeleton.